CCGAUCUGGUCCCUCGUCUGCAUUUUGUAACCACCAUUCGUCUUCUUCGAGAUCGUCAGCCAUGCUUUUAGUUCGCUGUAGCGAUUUCGGUUUCUAGCCGGAAGUAGGAUAUUUUAUGUUCUUCCGUAGAAAAUGGAAACAAAAUAAGCGCGGAUUCAAAUUUCUCAAAACAAAUGACGAUUCUGUGUGUGCAGGUCAAGUAAAUCACAAAUCAUUAUGGCAAGAAGGAGAAUUGACAAUGAUGAUUUAGAUGAGAAGUUUGAUCAGUUCCUUCAAGAGUCAAUGUCUGAUGAUGAAGCCUUGGAGAAACUGCUGCAAAAGAAAAAGAAGAAAGAUGAAAAACAGCCAUGGUGGAUGACUGAAGGAGGAGGAGGAGAUGACGAUGAUAUUGCUGGUGACGAUGAUGCUAAUGCCUACCUUGGGACAUCAACUCAAAGUUUUCUGAAGAAAAAGAAAGAUCCAAAACCUGCAACAAGAAGCUUUCUUAAGAAAACCCCAUCUUCAAAUGAACAAUCGAAGAGCAAGAGUGAUGGAAAUCAAGAAAGUAAAGAAAAGGAAAUUCAACCUAAAGAGAAACCCACAAAGAAUGAAGAAGAUGAACAGAAUUAUUUCAAAAAGGAUUUUGAAAGUUCUGAUGAAGAGGUUGUCACUGGGGUAGGGAUGGGAAAUAAAAAAUCAACUGGAGAUGCAAGAAAACAGCUUCAGGUUGACAUGACGAUGAGCAGAGACAGUCUCGAUGAACCCAGUGGCUACAAGGCAACCAUAUCCCCCGUAUUAUCAGAAUCUGAGUUCCAACCAAGUGCCACAGAGGACAGCUUAUAUAGGGGCAGUCUGCAGGGAACCCAAGACACCCUCGGGGAUAUGAGCACCAAGGCUCAUUCCACGCCCAAAUAUGGUCAAGACACUCUCGAUGAAAUUGCUGACAAGGAGAACUUUUUUAAGAAUCUUGAGAAGGCCAAUGAAGACAGUGUUGACUUUAGUAAAUUGAAUAAAGAUCUUGAAAAGACAAAUACAUUUGGCACAAAUGAAGCUGGCAAGCAGGAUCUAUUGGCAACUGGUGUUGAAACUCCAGACACAACUCUUACUAAAGCCAAUGUAACACAAUCAGAGGAACAGUACGAUAAAACUCUAGAUGAAAUUAAAGCUCUACGAAGAGAACUAGAAGACCCUAUGGAAAGUCAGAAUGAACCAAAUGUUCUUGACAUUCUCAAGCCUGCUGAACCACAAGGUCAAGGUCAUCUUUUGAGUAGCAAAGAACCUUCGGUAUUUGACCUACUUAAACCAGCAACUGGAGAACAAGAAACUGUCAGUAAAGAGCCAUCAGUGUUUGAUUUAUUACAGCCAGUAUCAAGUCAAAAUGAUCUUGUAUUACCUGAUAAAGACCAAGAACAAUAUUCAUCUGACUACAAAGGUCAUGAAAAUGUGCAAAGGUCAGUGUUUGCCCUAUUGCAGCCUGCAGAACAUCCAGUUUAUAGGGAGGAAGAAGAGAAAAGGCAACAGCCAGUUCCAUCUCCUCGGACACAUAAACCAAGUCUAUUAUCAAAAGUUUCUCUGCUGGAAGACACAAUAGAUGGCACUAUGGGCUCAUCCAAGCUGAAGAAAACUAAAGGACUCGACACAGAAUACAUGGGCACUAAUACUCAACAGAAUAUGCAAGAUUUACAAGAGGCUCUCCAGGGCAUGUGUACGCAGGAGUCAUCCCUUGAAAUGACACACGGAACAUUGGGGCUAUUGCCAGGCAAACAAAAAUCAGAUCACAAAUCAAAAGGUAACAAAUUGAAAGGUGUGAAAUCGCGCAUUGACAAUAAGUGGCAGGGUAAGCCUGGGGGUCAGAAAGACUUGCAAGGAGGUAAAACAGGGGGUCAGGAUGCCUGGUCGCCUGCCCAUACUGCCAAGUCGAAAUUCACAGGGGUUGACCGUGGUCCACGUGCAAAACCAACACUAGGGGGCUCUCAGCUUAAAGCAUCAGUCGAAUCAUUCGCUAACUACAUCCAGUCUCAUUUUUCGCCCGAGGGUAAACCCCCAAGGCACCAGCCUCAGAAGCGUCAGCCACAGGAUGUAGACUACUCCACAGGCCUUAGUCAAAUUGGUGUAGAAAGAGAGGAAGCCCUGGUUAGGGAGGCUAAGGAAUGGCAAGAACAGUGGAGAGAAGAAAGGAAAUUAGUUGCGAAACUAAAGCUGGAUUUGACCUCUCAAGAGCAGAUGUAUUUGGCUGAAAUUGAGAACAACAGUCAGAAAUAUGAAAAAGAAAUAUUUGAUCUUAAACAAGAAAAUUUCCUUCUUAGUGCCAAAGUGGCAGCAGCAGAUACAAGUGAACUAAGCGUGAAGAGAAAAAUACUUAAUGGACAAUCAAUAGAGGGAGCUAGUGAGGAACAGCUAAAGAGGUUUGAGCAAGAGAUCAGAGAACAAGAAAAACUUCUCCAAGGAUACCAACAAGAGAAUGAGAAAUUAUAUAAAGAGUUAAAGUCAGUCCAGUCUGAUGGUAAAGUGAAUCGAGAUAAGAUCUUUAGAGAAAAUCAGAGGUUGAAUAGCCAAGUGAUCAAUCUUAGAUCACAAGUUGAAAGGCUUGAGACAGAGCUCUCCACAAAAGGAGGUAGAACAAUCACAGAUCACCAGACCGUGUCUGGUAGUGUGAAUAGUGCUGUACUAGGAGCAGGGAGAAUCGCUCAAUUAAACGCUGAGUUAAAACAAUCUAAGACCAGAGAAGGCAAGCUGAAGUUUGAGAUCAGCACUUUAGAGCAGACAAGACGUGAGCUAGAGAAACAUAUAGAAAUGCUAGUUGCAGAAGGGGAAGAUAUGAGAGAGACAAUGGACAAAAUGAGGAGUCUAAAUACAGAUAAAGACAAGGAGACUCAAAGGGAACUACUUGUUGAAGUAGAGAGAUUAAAGAAGAGGGUAAAGUGGUAUGCAGAGAACCAGGAUUUGCUGGAUAGAGAUGCUAGUAUUAUACAGACCAAGGAAGAAGAAAUUGUGCAGUUGAAGAAACAACUUGCACAAAUAAGAAAUAAGGCCAGUGAGAAGGAAAAUGACAUCAAGAUUAAAGCCAAAGAACGAAGCACCGAAUCAAAGAAGAUACAAGACUUACAAAGACAGGUGAAAGAAUUAGAGGGCAUCCUCAAGAAAAGAAA
Owenia fusiformis is the source of this 3128-nucleotide messenger RNA. NCBI's taxonomy places the organism in Eukaryota, Metazoa, Annelida, Polychaeta, Sabellida, Oweniidae. The record is from the annotation of a GenBank genome assembly.